This is a messenger RNA of Phycomyces blakesleeanus NRRL 1555(-), 225 nucleotides long. RefSeq lists its product as hypothetical. The record is from RefSeq and is a predicted model, not a curated record. The coding region runs from base 1 to 225 and encodes 74 amino acids. Lineage: Eukaryota; Fungi; Mucoromycota; Mucoromycetes; Mucorales; Phycomycetaceae. The transcript is spliced from 2 exons.
AUGUUGACCAUUUGGAGCACAUUUCGUGUUUUGUAUUCAAGCGCAAGUUAUGCAGAAAGACUUCCUAAAGGCGCUUGUCAACUAUUGGCAUCAGCUUUCAAUAUGCACCCGAAAGAUGUCGCUUACAAUACAGAAGAGUGCUGUAUUGAAGGAGACAACAUAGGGCACUCAUCGAUGCUAAAAAUGGAAGACAUCUACGACCCGCAUCGAAAGGCGCGUCUCUGA